GUGGCCAGGCUGUAGGUAAGCUGUAUAUAUAGUUCGGGGUGUGAAAAUGGCUUCUGAUGUGCCUUGUUGUGGUGCUGAAUUCUCAUUGUAUUUGUUGAUCAUAGUGGGGUUAGUGUGUUUUGCUGGGUUAAUGGCUGGUCUAACACUGGGUCUCAUGUCUCUGGGUCUUGUAGACCUUGAAGUCCUCAUCAUGUCUGGCCGUCCUCAAGAUCGUAUCCAUGCUGCAAAGAUAUUUCCUGUGGUGAAAAACCAGCACCUUCUGCUAUGUACUCUAUUGAUUGGAAACUCUUUGGCAAUGGAGGCUCUUCCCAUUUUUUUGGACAAGCUUGUGCCUCCAUGGGCUGCAAUUUUGGUAUCAGUCACUCUGAUCCUCAUGUUUGGAGAGAUAUUGCCACAAGCCGUAUGCACCCGUUAUGGCUUGAAAGUUGGAGCGGCAAUGGCACCUUUUGUCCGCGUUCUUCUUUUUCUUUUCUUACCGAUUUCUUAUCCAAUCAGCAAGGUUUUGGACUGGAUGUUGGGUAAGGGACAUGCUGCCCUCCUACGAAGAGCAGAACUAAAGACAUUCGUGGAUUUUCAUGGCAAUGAGGCUGGGAAAGGUGGGGAUCUAACUCAUGAUGAGACAACUAUCAUUGCCGGGGCACUUGAAAUGACUGAAAAGACUGCUAAAGUUGCUAUGACGCCGAUAUCGAAUGCAUUUUCUCUUGAUCUGGAUACAAGUCUUGAUUUGGAAACGUUGAAUAAAGUAAUGACAAUGGGUCAUAGCAGAGUUCCAGUUUAUUAUGGAAACCCGCAAAAUAUAAUCGGGCUUGUUCUGGUUAAAAAUCUUUUAACAAUUGAUUCAGAAGGUCCGGUUCCGUUGAGAAAAAUAAUCAUAAGAAAAAUCCCCCGGGUAUCAGUUGACAUGCCACUAUAUGAUAUUCUUAAUGAAUUCCAAAAAGGUCACAGCCAUAUCGCCGUGGUAUAUAAGGAUCUUAAUAAGAGCAAAGAACAUCUCGAGUUUAAGGAUAGCUGUAAGAAGCGAAGAGGCGAACCCGAGAUGUCAAGAAAAGAUGAUCGUAAGAUUGGUGUAAGUGCCCAGAAAUCGGGGCUUAAUUUGGACUCGCAAGAUGUUCAUACACCUGUGGCUAACAAUGACGGAGGUCAGCUGACAAAGAAGAGCCCACCAGCUACUCCUGCCUUUAAGAAGCGACACAGAGGUUGUUCGUAUUGCAUAUUGGACAUAGAAAAUUUUCCUAUUCCUGAAUUCCCAUCAAAUGAAGAGGUAGUCGGUGUUAUUACCAUGGAGGAUGUUAUCGAAGAACUUCUUCAAGAGGAGAUAUUAGAUGAGACGGAUGAGUAUGUUAAUAUCCACAACAGGAUAAAGAUCAACAUGCAUGCACCUUACGAAAAUGCUAGCAUCCCAACCCCUGCAUCUUCGUCACCCUUGGCCGCUCCAGGUCCUACACCAACCCUUUCGGUGUCCACCAGUACUUCAAAUACAGGUUCACCUGCCGCAACCCUUUUCCCGAUAUGAUGUGAUAGUCAAAUACGGACAAAGAAAAAUAUGUUAAUAUUCCGUUACUUGGUAAGAAUCAAUGACUGACCCUACUUAGUUUUAGGUCGGAAUUGCCGGUAAGAUGCAUGCUUUUAUAGAGAACCGGUACUUGUCGAAAAACUCAUAUAUGGACCUCAUCCUAUAUAGAAUUAAAGAUGGAUCCUGGUUGUUUUGCCUAAAA
Molecule: messenger RNA, 1715 nt
Organism: Gossypium raimondii (Peruvian cotton)
Lineage: Eukaryota; Viridiplantae; Streptophyta; Magnoliopsida; Malvales; Malvaceae
Product: DUF21 domain-containing protein At1g47330
Exons: 13
Coding region: 47-1513 (488 amino acids)
Biological process (GO): magnesium ion homeostasis
Cellular component (GO): intracellular membrane-bounded organelle
Source: RefSeq, a predicted model, not a curated record